Messenger RNA from Sturnus vulgaris (Common starling), 1671 nucleotides. RefSeq names its product nucleolar protein 9 (gene NOL9). Gene Ontology annotation, biological process: cleavage in ITS2 between 5.8S rRNA and LSU-rRNA of tricistronic rRNA transcript (SSU-rRNA, 5.8S rRNA, LSU-rRNA). The record is from RefSeq and is a predicted model, not a curated record. NCBI's taxonomy places the organism in Eukaryota, Metazoa, Chordata, Aves, Passeriformes, Sturnidae. Gene Ontology annotation, cellular component: nucleus. Gene Ontology annotation, molecular function: polynucleotide 5'-hydroxyl-kinase activity.
GCGCCGCCAUGCGCUCGCACCGCGUCCGUCGCCAGGCGCGGGUGAAGGUGAUGGCGCGGUUCUCGCCCGACUGCGCCGUGGUGCUGCUGGAGCACCUGGACACGCCGGUGACGCGAUUCCUGCUGAGCCACCCACCGCUGUCGCGGCUUUUCGAGCCCCAGAAAAAGGAGGAGUCUAACUUCACGCCAGAGGACGCGGUCCUGGCGUCCGUGGGCAUCGUGAAGUGUAGCCCCGACCGCGGGCUGCAGGUGUCGGAGAGCAUGUGCCUGGCGCUGGAGGAGCUGAUCCAGGCCUGCUGUGCGGAAGAUGAAGGUGUCCCUGUGGUGCUGGUGUGUGGCCCAAAAAACACUGGGAAAUCGACAUUUAACAGAUACCUAAUUAACCUGUUACUGAACCGCCUUCCUGUGGUCGAGUACAUGGAGUGUGACAUCGGCCAGACGGAAUUCACACCACCUGGGUGCGUGUCCCUGAGCAGCGUCACGGAGCCCGUUCUGGGUCCUCCCUUCACUCACCAGCAGAUGCCCUGUAAGAUGGUGUAUUAUGGUCAGACCAGCUGUGAGCAGGACACGGAGAGGUACCUUGAUGUUGUGAAAUACGUGUUCAGCUGCUACAAGAAAGAAGUGCCUCUAGUCAUCAACACCAUGGGCUGGGUGAAAGGUGACGGGCUGCUGCUCCUCAUUGAUCUCAUCCGGCUGUUGUCACCCAGCCACGUUGUUCAGAUGGACAUCUAUGACUGGAAGGCCAUGCCCCCGCUGACACCUGAGCAUGUCCACUUCAGUGCUGGGCUGCACACCAAGGGCAAGCAGCAAUCCAAGUGCAAGCAGCUGGGAGCGGACAGCGUGGAGAGCUGGAAGUACCCUGAAGGGGAGGACAUGUCAGCUCCACAGCACAAGCUGCUCUAUGUCCACCCGGAAUUCCCUCGGGCAGGGCUGGCGGGUGAAGUGCGAGUGCACAGUGGCAUCCUGCGUGACAUGUCCAUCCUGGGAUACCUGGGGCACCUGCAAAGCCCGGACAUUGGGGCAGUGCUCCCACUGCACAGCCUGGUGCCAUAUCAGGUGCCUUUCAAUGCUGUCGCACUCAGGGUUAUUCACACAGAUGUUGCUCCCAGUAACAUCAUGUACGCUGUCAAUGCCAGCUGGGUCGGGCUCUGCUGCAUUCCAGAGGAAGUCCGGUGCCAGACCGACGGGCCAGUCCUGCUGACACAGACACCAGUGUGCGACUGCCUGGGCUUCGGAAUUGUCCGAGGAGUUGAUAUGGAGAAGAAACUUUACCAUAUCCUGACACCAGUGCCUCCAGAGAAUCUGAGACUAGUGAAUUGUCUGCUCCUUGGGAACAUCGCCAUCCCUAACUGUGUGCUUGUGGGCCAGCAAGGAAUUGAGGGAGAGAUCCCCUACGUCACAUCUGAUUACAACUACAGUAUCGUGGGCUCAGGGAAACUGAGGAAGAAGAAGCAUUUGAAGAGGAGGGAGUUCCCCUUUGAGUGUGAUUACACUUGAAACCUCAGAGUGCUCAGCUAGGGGUAGUUCAUGUGGGACCUCGGGUGGUUGCAGGAGCCCUGGGUGCUGCAGAGGACCUGGGCAGGCCGAUGCUACAGUAGGGUGGUUUUGAUAAUGUUUUGUAUAUUCAGUUUGUACUUUCUGUGUUUUGUAAUAAAUAUCUAUGGUAAACAUU